AUCACCAAUCUAUAGCCAUGUCCACACAUCUGUCUGAGCCAUGGAUCGUCGACAUUCUCUCACCGGCAGCAUCAAAGGCUCAUACAUGCUUGCACUUUUAUGUCUUGAGAUCUUGAUUCCGCCGUUCUGUUGCCUUACGAGAGAGACCCUUGCUCCGAGAGCAAUGCAUGCCAGCAAUGCACCUCUUCUUGACGCCAUACUCGACGCCUAUUGGAUCGUGAUGCUUGGUCUAUCCAUGUCUUGAAAUGGAGGUGCUGCUUGAUCAAGAUUUCCCUUUGCUGACUUCGCUUGACCGCUCCUAUUAUGUACCAUCAACCACACGCUGCCCAAGGUGGUGUGCUAUGGAUAUCAGUAGCAGAUGUCUAGAGCAAUUUGCAUUUCGCAUCGCAUCAUCUCACCUCUC
Messenger RNA from Pseudovirgaria hyperparasitica, 403 nucleotides. RefSeq lists its product as uncharacterized. The transcript has a single exon. The coding region runs from base 41 to 244 and encodes 67 amino acids. The record is from RefSeq and is a predicted model, not a curated record. NCBI's taxonomy places the organism in Eukaryota, Fungi, Ascomycota, Dothideomycetes, Acrospermales, Acrospermaceae.